Molecule: messenger RNA, 1614 nt
Organism: Microthlaspi erraticum
Lineage: Eukaryota; Viridiplantae; Streptophyta; Magnoliopsida; Brassicales; Brassicaceae
Source: the annotation of a GenBank genome assembly
AUGGGUGAUACAGAGAAGUGUAGCACAGAUAUGAUCCAGAGACUCCAUUCAUCUUUCGGGACGACAUCAUCGUCUUCUUCGAUUCCGAAACAUACCAUUUCCAUGAAUCAGCAGCUCGACAUCCCUCAAUUAAACCCCAAUUUCAUCCGCUCCCCUCAAUUUCCCCAAUUCUCGCAGCCCUUCACUGACACUGGCAAACGAAUCGGCGUCCCUCCGUCGCACCCCAACUUGAUCCCACCGACUUCCCCCUACUCUCAGAUCCCGACGACCCGACCCGGCUCGCAGAGUCACUCACGCUCAAUGUCACAGCCUUCCUCUUUCUUCUCCUUCGACUCCUUACCUCCCUUAAGCCCUUCUCCGUUUCGCGAUCACGAUGUCUCCAUGGAGGACAGAGACUCCGGCGGGUUCAACAGCAAUCCGUCGCCGUUCACGAGGUGCAAUUCGACCACUUCUAGCUCAUUAAGAGCCGUCGGUGAGAGUCUGCCUCCGAGGAAGUCCCAUAGACGAUCCAACAGUGAUAUCCCGAGCGGGUUUAAUUCGAUGCCUCCGAGACCGUUGGAGAGGUCCAUCUCCGGCGGGGAUCGUUCGAGCAAUCCUUUCGUGAAGAAGGAAUCGUCGAGCAGCAGCGAGAGAGAAGGCGUUGGGGAGAGAGAAUCCGCCAUGGAUGAUCUCUUCUCAGCGUAUAUGAAUCUCGAAAACAUUGAUGUGUUGAACUCCUCGGAAGCUGACGAUAGCAAGAACGGUAACGGUAACGAGAACCGGGACGACAUGGAGAGCAGCAGAGCAAGCGGCACCAAGACGAACGGAAGUGACACGGAAGGAGAGAGCAGCAGCGUGAACGAGAGUGGCAAUAAUAAUAGCUUCAAUUCUUCUGGGGAGAAGAAGAGAAGAGCCGGCGGAGGAGACAUUGCUCCUACGAGCAGACAUUUCAGGAGUGUUUCGGUGGACAGUUGUUUCAUGGAGAAGCUGUCUUUCGGCGACGAGUCGAUAUCGCUAAAGCCGCCUCCUUCUCCGGGAACUCUGUCGAGGAAAGUUUCGCCUAGCAAUUCGGUUGAUGGGAACUCGGGAGCUGCUUUUAGCAUCGAGUUUAAGAACGGAGAGUUUAGUGCAGCGGAGAUGAAGAAGAUCAUGGCUAAUGAUAAACUUGCAGAGAUGGCCAUGUCUGACCCUAAGCGUGUUAAAAGAAUCUUGGCGAACCGUCAAUCGGCAGCGCGGUCAAAGGAGAGGAAGAUGAGGUACAUAGUUGAAUUGGAACACAAAGUGCAGACUCUUCAGACAGAAGCUACUACAUUGUCUGCUCAGCUCACGCUUUUGCAGAGAGAUAUGAUGGGGUUGACAAACCAGAACAAUGAGCUCAAGUUUCGUCUUCAAGCAAUGGAGCAGCAAGCACGACUUCGUGAUGCUCUGAACGAAGCACUGAAUGGGGAAGUCCAGCGACUGAAAGUGGCAAUCGGCGAGGUCAGCCACAACGAAUCCGACAGAUCAAAGAUGCAAUCACUCAACGCCGACAUGUUCCAGCAACUCAACAUCAGCCAGUUAAGACAGCAGCCACACUCUCAGUGUCAGCAUAACCAGAAUGGAACCAUGACAACAAAACCUGAAUCAAAUGAAUAG